AUGACAAAAGGUGGUAAGAAAUACUCAUCAAUGGAAAAGGAUGGCAAAUGGUUGGCUCAUGCAGGUUUACCAGCAAAUGACACCAGUAAACGGGAGACGUGCACCAGCACAGGGUAUAUGAUGUCUCAGAGUGAACCACUACCUCCAGCAUCUAGCACAGAGAAGUAUCCCAAGAUCUUCAUCAACACAGAACAGAAAACCAUGGGAAGAGUUUAUCCAUUCUCAGCCCAUGAUAACCAAGCUGCACUGCAAGAUAGCAUCAAUGUAUUUGAUGAUGGAUUAGGCCGCAAGAAGUGCCUGGACGAGCGUAGACAACAUAACUCCCACUUCUGCCUGUGCCACCAUGGAAGUGUGAGUGGCGUGGGGGAGACGAGGGGAGACUUCUCAGCCUAUCAGACAGACUACCAGGACCGCCAGGACACAGAGGGCUCCUCCACCAGCAGGCGUUUUCCCAGUAACCAUCUUGAUAGGUCCACUGUGGCAGCUGCUGCCCAGGCAGGAGAGCACUUUAUGUGGUUCGGGAGGCAUGAUGAGGACCGUCCUGUGCCCCUUGAAGUGCUGGCAGCUACCAACUGCUCCUCCUCAUCCAAGCCGUCCAGACACUCCUACCAGAUCAGGUAUUAGAUGAAUAUACCAUAUUAUCCAAAUACUCUUCUUUAGGAAAUCACAAAGCAACACAUCUUGAUGGUUUUCCAAGUGCAAGUUAAAAAAUAUGAAACAUUGAGAUACGGAGAUGUAAAAUUGUAUUAUUUAUACAUUUCUCCUUUUACAGUAAAAUUGGGUUCUUAAGGAAAGUCAGAUCAGACAACCAUCCCCUUUGUUCCUCAUUAAUUAAUCACAUUCAGAUUAAUUACGUAAUGAAGGGCAAUCUAUUUUCAAGAACACCAUUUGUCACAAGAUUUAGAUAGAAAAAACGUGUAAAUCAAUUACAUCAUAAAUUAGAAAGAUUAUUAGAUGUGAUGUACUAAAGACAAAAGAAUAAACUGAGGAGACGCUGCAGCCUACUCUCAUAGACUAGACGGAACAUAGUAAAGGUAAAUCCGGGACACUCAAAUUAGUAUGAUAUGUUAUGUUUGGUUACAUAAGACAGAUGGUUACUUAAGGCAAAAACGAAAGCAGGGUAUAACACAAAGGUAUUUCAACCGAAAGGUUGAGAGUUCGAAUCUCAUCAUGGACAACUAUAGCAUUUUAACUAAUUAGCAACUUUUCAACUACUUACUACUUUUUUGAAACGUUGCA
Molecule: messenger RNA, 1239 nt
Organism: Salvelinus fontinalis (brook trout)
Lineage: Eukaryota; Metazoa; Chordata; Actinopteri; Salmoniformes; Salmonidae
Gene: tex36
Product: testis expressed 36
Exons: 4
Coding region: 1-624 (207 amino acids)
Source: RefSeq, a predicted model, not a curated record